UCCGUGGCUCCUUCCAAGUCCGGCCUGGCUCUGGGGUUCCCCCGAAUGCACAGCGGAAGCCCGGCAAAUGCCGGCUGCAGACAUGGAGACAGGAGGUGAGGAAAGGAAAUGCCUCCAGGCCCCCCCCCCCCACCCCCCCAGCUCAGCUCGGGCUGGCGGGCAGCACGGCCCCGCUCCUGUGCGACGCCAGGCCGCUGGCCGUGCGGACACUGCGUUUCUCAGCCUGGGGCACCGCAGCCAAACUGCUCCUACUCCCUUGGGAAGCACCUUCCACGGUCGCCUGCCUGCGCACCUGCCGAAGGGAGCGGAGUUCGGGUUCAGGAGCGGUGGGUGUGUGUGAUCAGAGGAAGACACGGAGGCUGGGACAGGUGCAGGGACUCCCCCGGGGCCACACAGUCGGGGCGCAGGCGGCUUUCAGCCCCGCCGGUGCUGCCUCCCCAGGCCCUGCGCGGGCGCUCCGGCCACACGUCCUGUGUUCGGCUGUGUGCGGCACAACUUUGCCCAGGGGCUCCUCCGGGGGAGCAGACGGUGAGCGCUCACCCACCCUCGCCAGCCCCCAGCACGCUGCCUGGCACAGACUCACUUCCCGAUUGGAUGCACGGGGCAGGGGGCAGGACAGUGACCGAACCAGUGAGCUGAGAUCCCCCCAGGAAAGCCGGUUAAGCAUCAGGAUCCAGCCCUCUCCCCGCAAGAUUCUCACUCAGGAAUCUGCCUUUUAAGCAAGUGCCUGGGCCGUUCUGGUGCCCAGGACCCAGACCGCCCUCUGAGAGGCCCAGAGACCAGAAGAGGGUACGGGGCAGGGCACUUGUCCCGCGUUCUGGGGGCAGCGGGGACAGCACUGAAGGUGUUGGAGCCUGGCCGGGAGCAGCCAUCCAGAACGGCGCUUGUGAAGAUUGCUUCCUUGCCUCGUGAUGUCUUCCUCCUCUCUCUUUUUAUUUUUUUAUUUUUUUGUCACCGACACUGAUGAACAAGACAGAUUCAUGACAAACACCAGGCCGCAGCCUGGGGCUGCCGGUUCACUGCCCGGUGUUGCUGCCUCCCUGACAGCAGGCGGGCUGAAAUGCCCUUCCAAAAUGGCUUGUUAGCACAGUUAGCCCUUUGUCCGGGGCUCUCCUCUGCCGUAAUUGGGCCUUGACUCUGCUGCACUUCCUGGCCUCGGAACUGUGAGCUGUCAGGCAAGGCUGUGAAUCCGCGGAAUAGACAGCGGGGCUCGUUCUUCCCAGGCAUCCCGCCCCGUGGGCACACGCGGGACCCCAAAAAGCAGGCAAGCAGGAGGGGGCCGCCCACGAGACAAGACGAGGUCUCCCCCCACCCCUCCCCGACCCAGGGGUGUGGGCAGAACCCUCUGCCUUCGCUGCGUGUCCCUGCUGUCGCGCCGGGCUCGCCACCAACCCUGUUACCACAAGGGGACAAUGACAGCGGCUUCUAGCUUCGUGCCUCAUCGCCCUGCAUGGAUUUUAGAAGAAGGCUCGUCUGGAGCCACGUGGAGAAUAACCCGCCAGAGGGGGGUCUCGGUCUACCUUCGAGGACCCCCGUGAUCGCAUCGAGCCCCCACGCAUCGCGCGGAACAGCCUUGCUAUGGCAAAGCGGGCUGGCGAGCAUCUCUGGGGUGAAGGACGGACCCUGCCAGAGGCGGGUGUUGCAAACAGAGGCGGCCUCGGCCUCGGGCCGGUGCCCGGCGCCCGGGACCCACGCGGAAACUGGACCCUCCGGGCGGCAGCUGAGGCAGGACCCUGCUGGGGUUUGGCCGGAGGACAGAGUCACUGCCAGAGAGUGCGGGGGCCGAGAGGAAACUGGGAAGGGCCCCGCUUCCCUGCCCUGGCCUCGUGGGUCGGUCCGGCCGGUGCCCUUGAACGGCCGUGGGGCGAGCUGGCCAGGGAAGGCUCGAGUCCAGCCGAGGCCGGGAGCCGCUGGCCCGGACCCCCUCGUCCUCCGUGGCCGCUCUGACCCCCUUCCUCGGGGCCCAGAGUCCCGUCAGAAACAGGACGCGGUUCCGGCCUCGUCCUCGAGACAACUGUCCACGGCGGCUCCCUUGGCAGCCGACUCCCCCGAUGGCCGUGACCUUCCAGAGGAGCUGGAGGUCAGAGGCAGCGAGACCCGGUCCCGCCGUGGGGACAGACGCUCGCGGUACGCCCUCCAUAUGGCUCGGUAAUUUGGGAUUUCUCACACGUCUCCGGGGAAGGCUGGAGGGGUUUGGCUGUGUCUCCUACGGCUUUGCAGCCUGUGUCUCUUCUCAUCAAUAAAAGAUUGGGUUUAC
Messenger RNA from Herpailurus yagouaroundi (jaguarundi), 2257 nucleotides. RefSeq lists its product as uncharacterized. The transcript is spliced from 3 exons. NCBI's taxonomy places the organism in Eukaryota, Metazoa, Chordata, Mammalia, Carnivora, Felidae. The record is from RefSeq and is a predicted model, not a curated record. The coding region runs from base 1451 to 2152 and encodes 233 amino acids.